UUUCAGAAGUAAAAUGCCGCCGCUCACCCAUCAAAGUUUAAAAUGUGUCAUUAAGCAUUUGGAAGCUAAUGCGAGAAUUCAGCUCUCCCAAAGAUGCCCCUCACUCCACAAGACCGAAAAAUUGAUUCCCCUCACAAUCUAUAACUUGGAACUUGAUCAGUGUAGUGUGAAAAUCAACAACACAGACUAUUCCCUGACACUUACCAGCAAUAACUUCUCGAGUCCCUUCGAUUUAGAUCAAUUUGGAGCUAUUGAUCUCGACGAAGUGGAUGUGGAUGGAAAUGAUGUUCUAGUUGAUAAUCGGAGUUUUAAGGAAGAGAAGAAUCGACUUCUCAGGAUGAGAAUCGAGAUACGGAAAAUGCCAGAUGGAGUCGAAAAACAAGAGGCUACGGCUGCAGUGGUGGCUUUGGAGCAACUAGAAGACAACCGAUGGUUACGUCGUGAGCCAACUUCAAGCUCGAUGAUGAAUUUGUCAAUCAACAGUCAAUUCAUCAUAUUCCGCGGGGAAAAGCUCUGCUACAAUAUGAAGCUUCACCAAGCGUUUAGGUACUUGGUAGCCAAGCUGUUCAGUGGAAGACGGUGCCCAAUUCAAGUGAAAAAGCUGUCAGUUGAGUGUAAAGGGAUUCUACGGGUUCCUGCAGACCUCCGCUUUAAAGUGAGCCAUCUGGAAAUCCUGGGCUCUGGAGUGGAUAAGAUAGUUGAAGCUUUCAAGCCGCUCAUAGGAAGGAUCCAAACAAUCACUGUCAACGACGACUUUAACAUCAGUCAUCCUAUAUUCCAAACCGCCCUAAUCCUCAAGAACCCAAAUGAAAACUUGUUUGGCGCAGCUUCUGCAAGCAAUGUUAGAGUGGAAAAUAACGAGCAGUUCUCAAGUCUUUCCGAAAGAGUCGUAGAUCUUAUCAGAAUCUGGCAAUCUCAUGGCCACAAAAUCGGAACAAUCUGGAACUUUUCGAUGCGGUCGCAAGAACAAGCUCUGGAUAGUAUAAUGUACCUCCGAAGACAGCUUGGCGCCAGCUUUAGUGGACAUAAAAACCUCUCACAGUAUGGUCGUAGUGCUGCAAUUUCGUUGAACAAUUCGGAUGAGAUUUACGUUUCGUUCAAACAGCAACAGAUUAAGGUUUGGAAUUUGAAAGUGGUUGUUCGGAGGAAGCGGCUUUAAUAAUUUUUCUCUGAUAGUUUUCAAUUUAAUAAAUUUGUUUUUUUU
Molecule: messenger RNA, 1204 nt
Organism: Caenorhabditis elegans
Lineage: Eukaryota; Metazoa; Nematoda; Chromadorea; Rhabditida; Rhabditidae
Gene: fbxc-33
Product: F-box C protein
Exons: 3
Coding region: 14-1159 (381 amino acids)
Source: RefSeq, marked reviewed